GGUGGAAGGACAGAGCCAAUCACGCAACCAUCGACUGUCUAUAAAUGACCUCUUGUUGUCAUUCCGACUUCGUGACAGAUCAUAGCAUAGCCGGUUUUACAUUCUGUGAGUAGACCGAUAAGAUUUGUCUUUGAAGGUAUGCAAGCGCUUACACUUGUAGGGUGCAGCUUGCUAUCAGUGAUAUGCGCUGUACUCGGAAAGAGGGGCGUGGUCACAACACCAACUACUGUUAUGACGUCCACGGCCUGUGGUAAGGACGAUGACGUACUCCAGACGUGCUUUGUCUGUGAACAGCUUCCGUUUGGCCUGGGUCUGCCGCCAGACGACUGUUGCACGGACGUCACUGCCUUUGAAAUUUGUAAAAACUGCAUCGCCGAUCCUACGAAAUGUCUCACUGACUACCUGGCUCUCGUUAAUGGCGAUGAUCCGUUUGAAAACGAUGACCUGAACGAAUCUCUGGAUACGGUUAAAAAACGAUUUGGAAGGCUAUUCCUGGGUCCGAAACCAGUGUCGCGACCCACCGUGUACGAAAUACCAGUAACGGAGAAACGGUCCGUCGUUUUGGACCUGCCAUAUGGCGCAAAUGGAAACAUUUACAAACGCUGGGGAACUCUUAACAUGGGUAGCAGAUACGGAUCCAGUAAUCUAGGAACAUUAUGGAAGCACUACAACUCGCCUCAUAUCCGCAAGCGAAACGCUGUGCUAGGUGGCCACUACGAGCAAAACGUGUAUGACACACAUGCAUCAACAUAUCCAGAUAAUUCAUUGGACAAAAGAUACGGCACGUUGAAUCUUGGAAAGCGAUACGGUACUUUAAAUCUUGGAAAACGAUACGGCACGUUAAAUCUUGGAAAACGAUACGGCACGUUAAAUCUUGGAAAGCGAUACGGCACGUUACAUCUUGGAAAGCGAGAUGGCACUUCAGAUCUUAGAAAGAGGUAUGGUACCCUCCAUCUUGGUAAAAGAGACAGUCUCCCGAACGAAGAGAAGCGGUAUGGAAUGUUGUACCUAGGAAAGAAAUGGGGUACCCUUGGAUUGAAGAAGAAAUGGGGUACGCUAGGGUUGAAGAAGAAAUGGGGUACACUGGGCUUGGGAAAUACCCAUCACUACGUUCCUACCAAGAGAGAUACAGCAUCGUCAGGAUCGCUCGACCAUGUAGAUAAGCGAUAUGGACGACUCUUUCUCUAGUCGUGAGACAACUUUCUUUGUCCGUGAGAUGAUCUAUUUCUGUGGCUGUGAGAUAACUUUGUUCAAAAAGAAGACCUUUUUUUUUAGACGUGAAACAACUUUCUCUAGCCGUGGAUUAAAUUUUAUUUGUCGAUCCACAAUUCCAUAAGUUGACUUCAUCUAGCGUGAGAUGACCUUCUCUAGUUGUGAGGUGACAAUUGUUCUACUCUAUAAAUUUAGUAUGAAAAACAAAUAUAUAUAUAUAUAUAUAGCUGUGAAAAUACUUUAUUGUGAAACAUAUCUUGCUCUAGCUAAAAGACAGCACGGUUUACUUUAGAGCAUUUGGUGGUGGUUUCUUCUCGUUACAAGCUAAACUAAAUUGCUUUUACAUGGUGAUUUCAAAAUCACUCAUGUUGGUGUUUUUUUGUUGUUUUUUCUGCAAGUAACGAAAAGUCGUUUAAACUGUGUGUUGAUGUCAACCAUGAAUGAAACGGGUUUUAACUAAGGACUUUUCCAAAAAUGAUCGCAAUGGGGUCAGAGGAGGGUGUUUGUUGGAGGAAAUUGUUUGUAAACCCAUCACCCACAAAAUAAAUUUGUGUGUUGAUUGUAACCAUGACUGAAACGGGUUUUAACUAAGGGCUUUUCCAAAAUUGACCACAAUGGGGUCGGGGGAGGGUGUUUGUUCGAGGAAAUCUUUUGUAAACUCAACACCCACAAAAUAAGUUUGUGUGUUGAUUGUAACCAUGACAGAAACGGGUUUUAACUAAGGACUCUUCCAGAGUUGAUCACAAUAAGCGGAAGGGGGUUCGGGGCUGGAGGCAAUUUGUUUGUAAAUCCAACACCCACAAAACAUAAUUUUAUUUUUAAACAUGUAUGCACCGAGAAAACAAACUGCAUACGCCCCGCCAGGUAUAAAAUAAUAAUUAUACCCCUCACCUCCGUCAUGGAACAGCCCUAAAUGUAUUUGUAUAUUUAUCUGGAUUUAUUUUUUCAAAGGUUAAUUAACUUAACUUGGAUAUUGGAUACAGAUAAAUUAUUAUUAUUUAUGUUCAAGUAGACGUUAAAGUGUUUCGAGUUUUAACCAAGUUGCUGCGAUGUAGUUUUAUUGAUCAACGAGAACCUAUGUCUUGACUUUAUUUAUAAUCAUUCAAAGACUAGAAAGUUAAAAGUUUGUUUUGUUUAACGACACUACUAGAGCACAUUAAUGUAUUAAUAAUCGGCUAUUGGAUGUUAGACAUUUGGUAAUUUUGACACAAUCUUAGAGGAAACCGGCUACAUUUUUCCAUUAGUAGACAGGAUAGCACAUACCACGGCCCUUAAUAUAUCAGUCGUGUCAGACUACAAUUUAACUACUCCAGAUUUAAUUUAAAAGCGGGACUUUCACAUCGCCAUCAUAUAUAUAACUGUUUACUAAUUCAAGCAUAUCGUCAACUAUUUUAAGUACAUGGUACGAUAAAUCGAAAAAUAACCCGUUUCCAAUGCUGCGAUAUGGAUAAAAAGAGGUGUUUUUUUAUAUGUGAACUAGAUUGGAUAUAAAAACCAAAGAUAAAAAGUUAAUGGAUGCAUCAGAUCACAUGAAGAAGAACUUUUAAAUACGCGUACUUAAAUAUUAAAAAUAUUCUUUAAACUGCAACUAUAAGUAUGUACACGCUCACACGUACCUGAUGAUUCUGUUCUUAAAAAAUGCGUUGUGGUUUGAUUUGCGUUAUACUCAGUCACUGGCUGUUUGCGGACAUUAGACUUGUAAUAUGUUAUACAUAAUACUGUGUAUCAAAACAAUCGUUUUAGUAAAAAUCGUUUGUUAAUAGAAAAUGAGUGUGAUGCGAUGUUGUUCAUUAUAACACGGGUUUCUUUAAAUGGAGUUGUCAUUAAUAUUGUGGUUACACUGGUUGUAUUAAAUCUGUUUUGUCGGGUAGUCUGCAACCUAAAAUGUUAUUGGUGUCGUAUCUCGAUAUUUACACAGAUUAAAAUACGAGUGACUUCGA
Messenger RNA from Gigantopelta aegis, 3152 nucleotides. RefSeq lists its product as uncharacterized. Bases 139 to 1188 code for a protein of 349 amino acids. The transcript is spliced from 2 exons. NCBI's taxonomy places the organism in Eukaryota, Metazoa, Mollusca, Gastropoda, Neomphalida, Peltospiridae. The record is from RefSeq and is a predicted model, not a curated record.